Messenger RNA from Aspergillus clavatus NRRL 1, 1356 nucleotides. Its product is annotated as tubulin alpha chain. Bases 1 to 1356 code for a protein of 451 amino acids. Gene Ontology annotation, molecular function: GTP binding; structural constituent of cytoskeleton. The record is from RefSeq and is a predicted model, not a curated record. NCBI's taxonomy places the organism in Eukaryota, Fungi, Ascomycota, Eurotiomycetes, Eurotiales, Aspergillaceae. Gene Ontology annotation, biological process: mitotic cell cycle; microtubule cytoskeleton organization. The transcript is spliced from 7 exons. Gene Ontology annotation, cellular component: microtubule; cytoplasm.
AUGAGAGGCGAGGUUUGCCAUAUCCACAUCGGCCAGGCUGGUACCCAGCUUGGUAACAGUGCCUGGGAGCUGUACCUACUCGAGCAUGGUCUCAAGGCGGACGGUCGUCUUGAUGCUGAGGUAGCCGAAGAACGUAAUCAAGGGGGUUCAUUCGAAACCUUCUUCACCGAGACCAGCGGCGGCAAAUAUGUCCCUCGUUCCCUCUUUGUCGAUCUGGACCCUUCGCCCAUCGAUGAGAUCCGCACUGGAAAUUACCGCCAGCUCUUCCACCCCGAGCUUUUGAUUAGCGGAAAGGAAGAUGCGGCCAACAACUAUGCGCGUGGCCACUAUACUGUCGGCAAGGAACUUGUGGAUGAAGUCGUUGAUCGUGUUCGUCGCGUUGCAGACAACUGCUCUUCCCUGCAGGGUUUCUUGAUCUUCCACUCGUUUGGUGGUGGUACUGGCUCUGGUUUUGGUGCCCUACUUCUCGAGCGACUCUCGGCUGAGUAUGGCAAGAAAUCCAAGCUGGAGUUCGCCAUCUAUCCCUCGCCCUGCGUGUCGACCGCCGUGGUCGAGCCCUACAACGCCGUCCUGGCCACACACAGCACCAUCGAGAACUCGGAUUGUACGUUCCUGGUCGACAAUGAAGCUGUCUAUGACAUUUGCCGCCGCAACCUGGAUAUUCCCCGCCCCGACUACGAGCACCUGAACCGUCUCAUUGCCCAGGUCGUCAGCUCCAUCACUUCCAGUCUUCGCUUCGAUGGUGCGCUUAAUGUCGACUUGACCGAGUUCCAAACCAAUCUGGUGCCUUUCCCUCGUAUCCACUAUCCGCUGAUCUCGUACGCGCCCGUUGUCUCCAGCAACCGCAGCUCCCACGAGAGCUUCCGAGUGCAGGACCUCACUUUCCAGUGCUUUGAACCCAACAACCAGAUGGUCGUCUGCGAUCCUCGUAACGGCAAGUACAUGGCUGUCGCGCUUCUGUAUCGUGGUGAUGUUGUGCCCCGCGACUGCACCCAGGCCGUCGCCGCUCUCAAAGCCAAGGCCUCAUUCAACCUGGUCGAAUGGUGUCCCACCGGCUUCAAGCUGGGUAUCAACUACCAGAAACCAGUUCGCGUUCCUGGCAGCGAGCUUGCCCCAGUUGACCGCUCCGUCAGCAUGCUAUCCAACACCACGUCGAUUGCGGAGGCCUGGGGCCGUCUUGACCACAAGUUCGACCUCAUGUACUCGAAGCGUGCGUUUGUGCACUGGUAUGUGGGUGAAGGUAUGGAGGAAGGCGAGUUCUCCGAGGCUCGUGAGGAUCUCGCUGCCCUGGAGAAGGACUACGAGGAGGUCGCCAACGAUAGCAUUGAGGCUGAGGAAGAAGGAGCCGAGUACUAG